AUGGAAACACAACAACCAACAUUAUUACAAGAUAAUAACAAUAAUAAUAAUAAUAAUAAUUAUAAUUUAAAUAUAGGUAAUAAUGAUAUAGUGAAUCAACAUCCACCACAAAUACAACAACAACAACAACAACAACAACAACAACAACAACCACCACAACAAUUAUUAGGACCAGAAGAUGGUUUACAAAUUGAUAAUUCAAGAGGUAUAACAGCAAAAGAAGAGAAAGAAAGAGGUAUAUUAAGAUUUGAAGUUAUAACAAAUGAUAGUAGUUCAAAGAAUUUAGAAUUAUUAAUGAAUUUAAAGAAUGUAUUCUCUAAACAAUUACCAAAGAUGCCAAGAGAAUAUAUUGUUAGAUUAAUGUUUGAUAGAUUUCAUCAUUCAUUAUUGAUUAUUAAAAAUAACAAUGUAAUUGGUGGUAUUUGUUUUAGACCAUUUCAACAACAAGGUUUCAUAGAGAUUGCAUUUUGUGCAAUCACAAGCAGUGAACAAGUGAAAGGCUAUGGUUCAUUCCUAAUGACUCAUUUAAAAGAACAUAAUAGAAAAGUUGGAAUUUACCAUUUCCUAACGUUUGCAGAUAACUUUGCAAUUGAAUAUUUUCAAAAACAAGGAUUCACUCAUGAUAUAACAUUGCUAAAAGAGAAAUGGAAAGGUUUCAUCCAAGAGUAUGAUGGUGGUUCAUUAAUGGAGUGUGUUGUACACCCAAAUGUAACCUAUUUAGAUAUACCGACUAUGGUAAAAGCGCAGAGAAAUGCAUUGAAUGAAAAGAUUCGUACUAUUAGUACCUCACAUUUAGUUUAUUCAGGUUUACAAUGUUUUAAUCAUGGUCAAAGACGCAUACCCAUUGAAAAGAUACCUGGUAUAUUAGAAGCUGGUUGGAUUAAUAAUGUUGGAAAUGUUGAUCAACAACAACAACAAAUAAAUUCACUUCAACAACAAUUGGCAGUUGUAUUACAAAGUAUUAAAAAUCAUGAUGAUUCAUGGCCUUUUCUUCAACCAGUUUCAAUUGAAGAAGUACCAACCUAUUAUACAACUGUCAAAGAUCCUGUCGACCUUCAAAUGAUCUCUGAUCGUUUAGCAACUGGAAAUUAUUAUAUCACUAAAAAUAUCUUUUUAGCUGAUCUUAAAAGAAUGUGUAAUAAUUGUAGAGAAUUUAAUGGUGAAAAUUCACCUUAUUAUGAUAACGCAGAUCGUUUAGAAAAAUAUUGUAAAAAUUUAGUAAAUAAUUUAAAAAUUUAA
Dictyostelium discoideum AX4 is the source of this 1239-nucleotide messenger RNA. RefSeq names its product bromodomain-containing protein (gene gcn5). NCBI's taxonomy places the organism in Eukaryota, Evosea, Eumycetozoa, Dictyosteliales, Dictyosteliaceae. Bases 1 to 1239 code for a protein of 412 amino acids. Gene Ontology annotation, molecular function: acetyltransferase activity; histone acetyltransferase activity; acyltransferase activity, transferring groups other than amino-acyl groups. The record is from RefSeq and is a predicted model, not a curated record. The transcript has a single exon. Gene Ontology annotation, cellular component: nucleus.